Messenger RNA from Pomacea canaliculata, 2349 nucleotides. RefSeq lists its product as uncharacterized. The record is from RefSeq and is a predicted model, not a curated record. The coding region runs from base 418 to 1275 and encodes 285 amino acids. NCBI's taxonomy places the organism in Eukaryota, Metazoa, Mollusca, Gastropoda, Architaenioglossa, Ampullariidae. The transcript has 7 exons.
ACGCAGCCUAGGCGGGGGAAAGUAUUAGUUGUAGUGCCGCAAACCUCAGAGAAGCAUUGCGCCAGGGGACUAACAAGGUUGCGUCGGACUUAGUUUUAAGAAGUGAAACAGCCUUUUCUAGUUGCCAUCGUGAUUUUCUGUGUUGCUCUGGAUGCCUUAUACUAAAAAAACAUAAGAUUUGAUCAUUAGCAUGCAUUACUGUGCCUUUACUUGGAGUUACAGCUUGAUCUUCUACUGUUAUCUAAUUUAACCAACGUUUUCACUUAGUUAGACGUAGUUGUACAGAUAGGCGACAUAUACACUUGAAUAGAACAACUGUCAUUACUAGCUGUUUAUUAAAUAAUUUAAUUUCAUGCUACUUUGGAUUUCAGAAUUUUCUUACCGCGGGAGGUAACCUGAGUCACGGCCGAACUGUUCAUGAUGUUUGAAGUCCUCUGCUUGAUGUUACUGCUUCCUUUACUGGCUCAAGGGGACAAAGACACUGAGUGCACGGCAACAGAUGGGAACCACUUAAAAUGCAAAUUCCCAGAAAAUAUCAACUCCACUAGAAAAGACUUUUCUGUAUAUUUUUAUCCCGACACUGGAGGAGAAGAGAAGGUGGUGGACUGUGUAUGGAUCAGCGAGCAGCUCCACUGUAUCAGACAGGAGGGCUUUGAGUGUCAGCAGCCUGUGUCAGACAAAGCUGUCAUUGAUGUCCCCACAAGAUUUGUCAACAAAACUGGAAGCUACAGGUGUAACACUAACGGCUACAGGCCUGCAGUUAUUUCAUCCUGUCGUUUUUCUAAAAUUCAAGGUCAAGAGCAAACAGCAGCUUGUGAGGCGGACACAACUAUGGGUGGUCCUCUAGUGAAUUUGAACUGCAGAUUUUCUUUCAACGUGGACAGCUUUAGUAUCACACAGAACACAACUGUUGUAGCCCAUUUCACUAAGUCAGAGUGUGAAAGCUCAUCCGCGGCGUGUCGUCACGUGCCUGGUGACAGCCAAGACAUAUUCCAUGUGAAGCUGGAUGUUACCGGCUAUCCAGCUGGUGAAUAUAUCUGUCACCCGGACUCGUCUUUGCCACAGUUGCAAGUCAAAGGGUGCAUGGUAUCUGAAGAAUCAGAAACAGAAGGCCCGUCAGUGCCUGUGGUUGCAGUGGUCUUGCCAGUCAUUUGUGUCCUGUCUGUCGUAUCAGUAGUGGGCAUCCUUUUCAUCAUCAGGAAACGAAGGGAAAAAACUUGUAAAACGAAUGAGGAUGCAGAAAAAGAAGCUGAGCAUUUUGAAGUUGUCACGUGACAUGGACCGCUGUCUUCGUCGAAUCAGCAGUGAUGCUUUGAUAUCAAUGAAGUACAAUCGGACUACAUCAUCGUUUGAUUUCGUCAAGAUGUCUGUCUUUAUAUCUUGGACACAGAACUCUUUUGGAGACAUUUGGAUUAAACACACUGUAGCAAAGGGUUAAAAGACCUAUUUGUGACAUUUUUCAUCUUUGUCCAUUUACUAUAACAGUUUUGAUACAUUGCAUUUAUCUUGAUGACCUUAACGUACAGGUUUAAAAAUAGUGGCAUCUUCUAAUGAUAAAGUAUCUUUGACUAUUUAUGGAUUUCAAUGUUUCUAGUAGUGAGUGGAAACAGACCGCUAUUCUAGGCUUCGUGCUGGUCGUUUUUGUUUUGCGGCAGCAAUGUCUUGAUAAUUUAACGACCACACGGACAACACACACCUGUUACUUUAUUGUGGUAAAUUUAACACUGUUUUCUCAAGUAAGAGUUUUUUCGAUGAGCACAAGAAACUCAACAUGGCUACUAGUUUUAUGACUAAAGAGGUUUUAUUUUUGUUCCAUUCAAGAUGACGUCUUAUGUACAUCAGCAGUUUCUUUAAUUUCUUUUCCUUUGAGAUCGUCUAUUGAGCAAAAAUUAAAAAAACCCCAAUGAUUUCUACAACAAAAGAAAAGGUUUAAACCGAACUCCAAGGAAGAGAAAACUUCAUCACUGCUAACAAAGUUUUCUUAUUUCGAUUUCAAGAAAGAAAGCUUACAAGUAGCAUGAAAAAGCCUCGUUCUUGUUAUUUAUGAAGUAAUUAAAAGUGAUUUUAAAGAAAUGUGUAGUGACAAAGUAAAGGUCUUGUUGGUUGGAAUAUUUGAAACAUUGUAAUUUAGGUAACAUCUAAGUUUGAAGGUUUUCUCUGAUAUUAAUAACAGCCAUAUUUACAUCGAUCAAAGACACGAUUGAGCUAAUCGAAACACUGUUGUGUUUUUGUUACCCAGAUCGUGGCUUAUGAUGAAAUCUUUUUUAAAUUGUGACAAUAAAGACAAAAGGACCUGUCUCCAGAGAGAUUCAUGAUACUCUGACUUAAUUAAAACAUAGUAUCAAACAC